Molecule: messenger RNA, 2036 nt
Organism: Dendronephthya gigantea
Lineage: Eukaryota; Metazoa; Cnidaria; Anthozoa; Malacalcyonacea; Nephtheidae
Product: fibrillin-1-like
Exons: 9
Cellular component (GO): membrane
Molecular function (GO): calcium ion binding
Source: RefSeq, a predicted model, not a curated record
AAUUCCCAAUGUAAAAAAACAUUUGGAGGAUAUUUAUGUUUAUGUAUUCAAGGUUAUACAAGAGAAAAUGGAAAUUGUACUGAUAUCAACGAGUGUAUAACACUUAACAACUGUGAUACGAAAGCCUCUUGCGUUAACACGAUUGGAUCUUUUUCGUGCAUGUGUGAUGUGGGAUACACUGGAAAUGGAACAGUGUGUGAAGAUAUAGAUGAAUGUGCUCUGUCUCCUCACAAUUGUCUACAAGGAUUAAACUGUACAAACACCGACGGAUCUUAUCUAUGCACAUGCGAUGAUCAACAUGCUGGAAAUGGAUCAACUUGCCAAGCUCAGCCUGGCUACAAUACAUAUCUUGUCAAAUCAGUUGACUUUGGAUAUUUGCACCAUUUUACAUACCAAAACGUCGAUCUUCUUCAAUUUUCAUGGACUCGUACACCAGCCCAUUUUCGUUUCAUAAAUCGAAACGUUCUGCAGGAAUUGAAGACUGGAAAAUGUCUUCAUAUCCCAAAGUCAUGGUGGGUUGUUAUUCUCACUCACGAUUGUGAUGGACCAAAUGCAAGACCAAGGUGGUUUUACAAUUCUACCGGGAAAUAUUUAAAAGAUGUUUCAACGAAUGAUGAUCAGGGUUUGUGCCUUAGUGCUCAGGAAUAUCAUGGCAAACUUAACUUUGAAAGUUUCCCUAUUUUGUCAAAUUGUGGUAGACGGAAGAGCAAGGUGACACUGGGUUUAGAUAUCGAUGAAUGUUUUUUGAAAAUGGACAACUGCGACAAAAAUUCCAGGUGUAUCAACACUGUUGGUGGUUUUUCAUGCGAGUGUAAUCAAGGUUAUACUGGAAGUGGCACUUAUUGCUUUGAUAUAGACGAAUGUUUCCUAACUACCGACAACUGCCUUCCCAAUUCAACCUGCAACAACACAGAUGGAUCUUAUGAAUGUAUUUGUGACGAUGAACAACCUGGAAAUGGAACUGAUUGUAAAGGAAAAGAUAUCAGGUUAAAAGGACCAUUAGGUUCAAACGGAACUGGUCGUGUAGAAGUAUUCCAUAAUGGAGAAUGGGGAACAGUUUGUGACUAUAAUUGGAAUAUACAUGAUGCUCAUGUUGCAUGUCAUCAACUUGGCUAUUUGUAUGCUGUUAGAGCUUUUGAAAUGAGACGCGUUCCCUCUCGCCCCAGGCGGAUUUGGUUAGACGACGUUGAUUGUGCUGGGUAUGAGCAAAAUCUGUUUAGUUGUGCUCACGAAAUUCGAGAAUUUGGCGUUCAUGGCCGCACCUGUGAAAAAGAUGCUGCAGUAGAAUGUACUUCAAACGAUAUAGAUGAAUGUUUCAAUGCUUCUGAAUACUGUGGCCUUACUGCUAAAUGCAUUAACACUUGGGGAAGUUUCAUAUGUCAAUGUAAGGCUGGUUAUACUGGAAAUGGUUUGUUCUGCAAUGCAGAAAAAGAAAUUCUUCACCGGAAAUCAGGAUUUCCGAACUUUGCUUACAUUAUUAUUGGUCUAAUUUUACUACUUGGAAUAAUACUGCUGGUAAUAUUGAUACGAAGACGACGUAGACGAUCACAAAGAACAUUCCAUGAUAAUGAAAACUUGCAGUUGGUUUCAAAAGAAGAUUUACAUUCUGGAAUUGGUGACGACAAUAAGAAUCAAGGAUCAGCUGUUAGCAAAACUGUCAAAGCAAGUGAUGAAAGAUGUGAGCUAAUAGAUCAAGAUGAACUCAAUAAAGUCACUGAAUGCUAGAGCAUUUGAGGUUUUGAAAAAGUGAUUAUUGACAACAGUCAUUUUACAAUUCAUUAUGCAUGUUUAGCUAUAAUAAGUCUAGUAAUUUUUUUUUUAGUUUACUUUUUAGUACAACUCAGCUUGUUAUCGUAGUUUCUAAUUUCUAGAAAAUUAUACUUUUCAAAUUUAGUCAAAUAAAUAAUCCGUAGUUUUAGGAGCCUGAAAUCAGAUAGAGAAAGAAACUGUUUGUGAAAACAAGCAUAUAAUUAUGCACUUUGCGGACAGGAUGCUUUAAUUUUCAGCUUCGUACCAUGACAAUAAACUGCUUGAUA